AUGUUGAGUUCAGUCGACCCAUCCCUGGCCUCCGCUAUAAUAAAUAGCUAUUUCUCUGAAAAUGGUAUUGAAUUUUCCUUCGGAAGGGUUCCCAUCUCUGGUGCCGACUAUUCCCUGCGUCCCUAUACUUACGAUGACAUACCAUACAUAAAACAAGCACAGAGUGUCUGUCCGCAUACACUUAAGCUGAUUGGCAGUAACUGGAGUCCACCCGUUUGGAUGAAACGAAUUGAAGAGUUUGUAGCUUUCAGUGAACUUAAAGGUGAAGUGGGCGGACAGUACUAUCAAAUUUUGGCCAAUUAUUAUGUAAAAUUUCUUAAGGCAUACCAAAAGAAUGGUAUAACGUUUUGGGGACUGACCACUGAAAAUGAACCGGUUCAAGAUCAUCACGGUAAUAAUUUAAAAAUGACCCCUGAG
Molecule: messenger RNA, 417 nt
Organism: Oppiella nova
Lineage: Eukaryota; Metazoa; Arthropoda; Arachnida; Sarcoptiformes; Oppiidae
Source: the annotation of a GenBank genome assembly